Penaeus vannamei (Pacific white shrimp) is the source of this 1588-nucleotide messenger RNA. The record is from RefSeq and is a predicted model, not a curated record. NCBI's taxonomy places the organism in Eukaryota, Metazoa, Arthropoda, Malacostraca, Decapoda, Penaeidae.
CGCGUCGUCUGCAGCGCCAGUGGAGAGCAAUAAGUGACAGAAGUAGUACACAGCAAAGGUUCCUUUUUAAUUCACUUAAUUUCCACCCUCUUACGCAAUGGCAAAUUUGAAGAUUGACACAGGAAAACCUCUGCUCGACGAGAAAAUCGCCGAGUGGUUGAAAUGGGAUAAGAAUGAAGUUACGAGAGCUGAUGUAAAACAGAAGGUCCAGCGGGGUGAGGUUGACCAGCUAGAGAAGAUCAUGGCACACCGCAUGGUAUUUGGGACAGCUGGGCUCCGUGGACGUAUGGGUGCCGGAUAUGCCCUCAUGAACGACCUCGUUAUCAUCCAAACCUCACAGGGAUUCAGUAAGUACCUGACUGCUGUGAAUCCCAAAGCCAGGACAAAGGGCGUCGUGAUUGGACAUGACAGCCGCCACAAUAGCCAUAGGUUUGCCAGAUUAGCAGCAGCAGCCUUUUUGAACAACGGAAUUCCAGUUUACCUACUUGGCAAGAUUGUGCCAACACCUUUUGUGCCAUUCACUAUCCUGCAGUAUGGGGCAGCUGCUGGUGUAAUGGUCACUGCUUCCCAUAAUCCAAAGGAAGAUAAUGGUUAUAAAGUGUACUGGGAAAAUGGUGCUCAGAUCAUUCCUCCUCAUGACUCAGGCAUCCAGAAAUCCAUUGAAGAGAACCUGAGCCCUUGGGAAGAUGCCUGGGAUGUAGAGAAGGCAUUGGCAGACCCCAAACUGACUGACCCCCUGGACGACAUCUCCAACAAAUAUUUCUCGAAACUGGGGUCCUCCAUGCUGGAUAAGGAGAAGAACCAAGCCUCUCCUCUGACUUUCACCCUAACAGCUAUGCAUGGUGUUUCACAUGACUACAUGGUGGAAGCUUUCAAGGUGUGCGGGUUUAAGCCAUUUGUCCCUGUGAAGGAGCAGAUGGUACCUGACCCUGAAUUUCCAACAGUCAAGUUCCCCAACCCAGAAGAAGGCAAGAGUGCGUUGGAUCUCUCCUUCAAAACAGCAAAUGAAAAUGGUUCAUCUGUCAUUCUGGCUAAUGAUCCCGAUGCAGAUAGGUUGGCAGUGGCUGAGAAGUUGCCGAGUGGACAGUGGAAGGUGUUCACAGGUAACGAGGAAGGAGCCUUGCUGGGUUGGUGGGCAUGGCAACGCAGUCGUCAACUCUCUCCAGACAUUCCAACCAGUGACUGCUACAUGAUUGCAUCCACUGUCUCAUCAAAGAUUCUGAGAGCCAUAGCAAGCAAGGAAGGAUUUAAUUUUGAGGAAACCUUAACAGGCUUUAAAUGGAUGGGUAACAAAGCCCACGACCUGAUCAAGGACGGCAAGACUGUUCUCUUUGCCUUUGAAGAAGCCAUUGGGUUCAUGAAUGGCAGUGAGGUCUUAGACAAGGAUGGUGUCUCAGCUGCGAUGCGUCUGGCCGAAAUGGCAACUGUCCUAAAAGCAGACCAUAACAUGACACUAUUUGACAAACUGCAGGAUAUUUACAAGACAUAUGGAUAUCAUGUCAGCAACAAUUCAUACUACAUCUGUCAUGAUCAGAGGGUUAUUAAUAAGAUGUUUGAGAGAAUAAGGAAUUUCAAUGGACCAAACACU